Messenger RNA from Pestalotiopsis fici W106-1, 1662 nucleotides. RefSeq lists its product as uncharacterized. The record is from RefSeq and is a predicted model, not a curated record. The transcript is spliced from 2 exons. The coding region runs from base 1 to 1662 and encodes 553 amino acids. Lineage: Eukaryota; Fungi; Ascomycota; Sordariomycetes; Amphisphaeriales; Sporocadaceae.
AUGAUCGUGACAAGGCUCCCGCCCGAGAUCCUCAUUACCAUUCUGGAGUAUUGCGUCGCGAACCACUACAACAAGAAGAAUGAUCUUUUGGAGCUACGGACAGUAUGUCGGCUGUUCGACGAGAUAUUAAAGCCAUAUGGCCUCCACACGCUCCAGGUCGAUUGCACGAGACUCAUGCGAUCGCCGCAGCUCUCAGCAGACCCGUCUGCAUUGGCGAGAGCUGGUCCUCAUUGCCGGGCUCUCUACCUGGACAUGAUGUUGAUACGAGACGAAGGCGAAGUUGAGUAUCUUGGCAAAUUGUUCAAAAAGAUACCCUCCAUGGAGUCUUUUGUUCAAGGCCUUUACGACCAGUAUUGCUUGAACGAGGAAUCUUUCACAGAGGCCGACUACCGCGACCAUCUAGGUACCAUGUUUGAACAGGCCAUGAACGUGGAGGCGGUGCGGUUGAAUCUUCCAUUUCAGCUCAUAUCUAAACAUGUUCAUGCCUCGACUAUGCUUCUAGGAAACACAUUUGAAGCUCUCGCAAGGAGACCAGAAGACUCGGCACCUCUCAAGACACUGGUCAUGGAGAAUCUGACAGACAUUGGAAUCGUCAGGCUAUGGAGAAACCCUCAAGACAUCAAAAAUAUCAUGGACUCGUUCGCCAGCCUUGAGCAUCUGCUCAUGUCCGUCCGGAGACAUGAAGGCGAAAGAUAUCACACGAUUGGAUUUCAACAGCGACUAUGGGAGAUGAUUGGCAAGGCUACCAUGCUCAAGAGCCUGUGUCUGAUUAGCUUGAACAUGGAUGAGUUGCCAUUCCAGCAGGUCAAGCGCACGUCACAGCGUGACUGUACACUGAGCGACUGGAAUUUCAGAUCUAUCCCUACCAUACGGAAACCACCCAAGUCUGUUCUACCAUAUCUCGCCUCGCUUGAACUUAGACGCGUUGAUAUUCAGCCCUGUGGCUUUCUAUCUCUGUUCAAAUGCUUUGGAAGUUCCCUCCAGGAGCUGAUUCUAAAUCACGUCUACCUCAAAACUAUCUACAACUCACACGAGCCCGAAGAUUUGGACAAAAAUUUGUGGAUCGGGUAUCCAAAUGUGCAUCCGCCAACGAAUCAUAGGUGGAUCGCUAUGACUAUUCGGGAAUUGAAUAUUAAACUGCGUGUCUGUCGAGUGACCAACAUUGGCUACGAUCAAUACCACGUCGGCUUGAGGCCCAACGUUUGGCCUGUAUACGAUCUACACGAUCCCAAUGGCCGUGGGAGGAGCCUAGAUCAACGGUUCGUGGAGGUGGCCAUGGGCAUGAAACAGUUCAAGGAUAGUCAGAGUGUUGAUACAGAGUAUUGGCCAGAGGAAGUGGAUUGUACUUGGGCAUAUGCCGACACGGAAAGACCAUCUCGUAUCCGAAGACGGGACUGGGAUGCAGUCGCAUAUCUCUCCGAUGUCAACAACAAUAACACCUCGUGCUGGCAAAAGACUAUUGACGGUUACUUUCCCAACUUUAACCAGCACACGGUCGAUGAGCUACAUCGCUUUGCUGAUACGGCAUGCGAAGGUAUGGAGGAAGUCAGUCGUCGCAACAACACAGAAAUUGACAUUGAGGCCAUGGUGGAAGAGAUGCUAGACGGGCAGGAAGGAGACGAAGCAGCGUUGCAGCCGCUGUUUGAUAACAGCGAUGAUUGA